GUUAUUAAGGUGUACCAAUGAUUGUCUUGGAAUACCUUCCUAACGGAAAUCUGCAAACUUUCCUACGAAAUGACCGAGCUCGAAAUAAGGCAGUGUAUGGCAACUUAUAUGGCGCCAGUGCUUCACUGACAUCACGAGAUCUUAUGAAGUAUGCUUUCGACGUGGCAAAUGGGAUGGCGUUUCUUUCUUCUAUGUCCAUACUGCACAGAGACCUUGCUGCAAGAAAUGUUUUGGUGUCUGACGACAAAAGAUGCAAGGUUUCUGAUUUUGGUUUUGCUAGGGACGUGAUUGAAAGCCACCAGUAUGAAAUGAAGUCACAGGGUCGUGUUCCAGUACGAUGGAUGUCUCCAGAAGCUCUGAAUGACCACAUAUUUACCUCCCAGUCCGAUGUCUGGGCGUAUGGUGUCUUGUUAUGGGAGAUUGUCACAUUGGGGUGUAUUCCUUACACCGGUAUGUCAGCUAAGCAAGUGAUAAGAAAGAUAACUAACGGAUACCGGAUGACAAGGCCACGACAUUGUUCACAGGACAUGUAUACUAUCAUGCUGUCUUGUUGGGAGGAGGCACCGGAGGCAAGACCUUCUUUUAAGGAGUUAACAAAUUCAUUGAACGAAUUGCUGGUUGCAGAUUACGACGUCUUGGCCUUUGGAGAGUUUGAAGAAGCAUUGUAUGAUAAUGUUGACAAAUAUGACAGUGACGAAAAGUGUUAAGGGUAUUAUGAAUCAGGAAAGCGAAUCCUUGAACAGAAUCAUUUCCAAAAAUAUGCUGAAAAUCAGCUUUAACAAUGCGUUAACUGACAUGACUAAUGCGUUGUCCAAAAAUUCAUGGCGCCCUUCUAUCAGGAUACAUCUGUCCACAUGCUAAAAAUGGUUCAAAGUUGAAUUCAUGUGGUUACCGAAAAUUAAUGAUAUGUGUAGGUUGCUGUUAACUCAUUAACUAAUUAAAUGGAAUUAAAUUAAAUUAACAUAUAUUUUUUAUUUCAAUUUAUUCUAUUCAUCAAUUUUUUUUUGUUUUUGUGACCUUGGAGUUUCAUCUGCGUACCAGCAAACAAAGAUUCUGAAAAAGAGAAGUGCAGAGAAGUGUUACAUUGUUUAAAAGAGGUUGCCUUUCCAUUACAAUGACCGCAAAUGAUGAUUGUGAAAGUGGAUAAGUGCCCCUGUUCUUGUUCCAGUAUGCAGGACUGUAUUGGACUGAUUGCGAUAGUUGCGACAGUGACACGCACUGUGGUUGUACUGACGAACGGAUAUUUGGUUUUGUUUACAUCAGUUUUGAUUUAGUCCAUAAGGGAGGAGGGGGGG
This is a messenger RNA of Lingula anatina, 1295 nucleotides long. RefSeq names its product fibroblast growth factor receptor 3-like. The record is from RefSeq and is a predicted model, not a curated record. Gene Ontology annotation, biological process: cell surface receptor protein tyrosine kinase signaling pathway; multicellular organism development; protein phosphorylation. NCBI's taxonomy places the organism in Eukaryota, Metazoa, Brachiopoda, Lingulata, Lingulida, Lingulidae. Gene Ontology annotation, cellular component: signaling receptor complex; plasma membrane. Gene Ontology annotation, molecular function: ATP binding; transmembrane receptor protein tyrosine kinase activity.